AUGAAGUUGCACACUGACCUGAAAAACAGACGGUUUGAUCGGAUUGUCUUUAACUUUCCUCAUGCUGGCUUCAAAGGAAAAGAGUAUGAGGUGUACAUGAUCAACUUGCACAAGGAACUGGUGAGGGAAUUUUUCCGCAAUGCACGCCACCUACUUCGGCCUUAUGGUGAAAUCCAUGUUAGUCACAAGACAGGAAAGUGGUACGACGAAUGGGGUCUUGAGGAUCUAGCGGCUGAGUUUUCGCUUAUUUUGGUUGAGAAAGUAGGUUUCCAAAAGGAAGACUAUCCCGGUUAUCACCAGAAGAAAGGAGAUGGUCCAGCCUGUGACAAACCUUUCCCGCUAGGUAACUCUUUCACAUUCAAGUUCAAAAUUGGAGACUUGAAGAAGCGGAAGAAACGGAAUGGGAGAAGGGCUGGAGCAAUCUCAUCCGUUGGAGGCGACCCGCGACACAAGGCCAUGCCAUCCUCUUCCACUUGUUCAGCCAAGGUCUGGGCUACAGUUUGUUCCACGAGCUUACACAGCUCCGGUGCCCAUGACUCUGCCAUCUCAUGCCGCAUUCCUUCAUCAAUGGGCAGAAUCUCAAGGACCAGCUUGCUUGCUCCUCAGCGGCAUCCACGGUAUGAAAGGAGAAUCAUUGCUGAACCGCUAGGAAACAACACUGACUACUUUGCCUCCGAAUACCGAAGGAGUUUGGUCAGGGAGUACGGGAUGCAAAGGCAACAAAUGCCCGAGGGAACCAGCUUGAACUAUUCUGGAUUCUUGGAAGCCCGCCAAUGGGAGUCUGUUCAGACUUCAGAAACAGGAUCGGCUCCGCAGGAUGAUCGCAUCCGGUUCCCAGUGGGACGUCGUCCAGACUCCAUAGUUUGGUGA
This is a messenger RNA of Miscanthus lutarioriparius, 870 nucleotides long. NCBI's taxonomy places the organism in Eukaryota, Viridiplantae, Streptophyta, Magnoliopsida, Poales, Poaceae. The record is from the annotation of a GenBank genome assembly.